Molecule: messenger RNA, 1149 nt
Organism: Xylaria bambusicola
Lineage: Eukaryota; Fungi; Ascomycota; Sordariomycetes; Xylariales; Xylariaceae
Product: ras family-domain-containing protein
Exons: 3
Coding region: 211-825 (204 amino acids)
Biological process (GO): protein localization to plasma membrane; regulation of exocytosis; protein secretion
Cellular component (GO): plasma membrane; endosome
Molecular function (GO): GTPase activity; GTP binding
Source: RefSeq, a predicted model, not a curated record
GCCGCAUCUGACAGACAACCGACGACACAUGGUCCUCAUCCCGUCCAUUCCCAUCCCGUCCUGAGCCGUCUUGAAUACCUGAAUACCUGAAUACCACUUGUCUAACCAUUGACCCAACAUUGCGCUGUCGCUGUUGCUGCCGUUUCCGUUGCCGUUUCUUCUGUUACCGCCCCAUCUCCUGCCCGUAAAACGACCUCCCCUAUCUUCACCAUGUCGGGGAACCGCAACUAUGAUUUCCUUAUCAAACUCCUGCUGAUCGGCGACUCGGGUGUGGGCAAAUCAUGCUGCCUGCUACGGUUUAGCGAAGACUCAUUCACGCCAUCUUUCAUCACAACUAUCGGCAUCGACUUCAAGAUUCGGACCAUUGAGCUAGAUGGCAAGCGUGUGAAGCUACAGAUAUGGGAUACUGCUGGCCAGGAACGAUUCCGAACCAUCACAACAGCCUACUAUCGUGGUGCCAUGGGCAUCCUCCUCGUUUACGAUGUCACCGACCAGAGAUCUUUCGAAAACAUCCGAACAUGGUUCGCGAACGUAGAACAACACGCUACCGAAGGGGUCAAUAAGAUCUUGAUUGGCAACAAGUGCGACUGGGAAGAGAAGCGUGUAGUAUCAACAGAGCAAGGCGAGGCCCUGGCGAAAGAGUUGGGCAUCCCGUUCCUUGAAGUAUCCGCUAAAAGCAACAUCAACAUCGACAAGGCCUUCUACAACCUGGCCGCCGACAUCAAGAAACGAAUUAUCGAUACCUCCAAGUCCGAUCCCUCUUCAUCGUCCAAUGUCGCAGUCGGUCGCGCAGCUACAGAAUCUGGUGGCGGCAAAUGUUGCUAAGUUUGGAGUGUAUACUACCGCCAUCAAUGCAGCCUUCAGAUGAGUGAGGUAGAGACGGUGAUCGGAAAGAGGCGGAAACAGGAAACGAGACUACAUAGGGGCCCUCUGGUCUCACAGCUUUGUUGAGCUCGUUGGUCUAGCUUCGAAACAAUGUGGGAGGAACUUAGCGUUAAUAUCAUGUGUUCCCUAAGCGUCGAACAAUAGAUCGAGGGUAUGAAUUACGGAGAGCAAGAAGAUGAAGGAAACAGCCCCCCAAAAUGUCGACGGUCUGUAUCAUCAAUCAAAGGGGGGGGAGCAAAUUUCGUCGUUUUGGGGGAUUUGAUC